AAAAAAUUAGACAGUUGGCCGUUCUACAAAAUUCGAUGAGCAAAAAAUAUUAAUAUACUUGUAGUUUAUCAUGUCUUCUGAACGUGGAACUCAGACAAACAAACAAAAAAAGUUGAGAGUAACCCCAGCGUCAACAUCAAACGCUAUUGAAAAUGAGGAGCAGGAUGAGGAUCCCGAUGAGGCAGACCGAAAUUCAAGGAUGACUGUGAACUUGGGGUUAGCCAGCGAUGAACCGGUGUUCAGCUGCCUGUUUGAAGUUUUUGGGAUAGUGCAAGGCGUUUCUUUUCGCAUGUACACCUUGAGAAGGGCCCAGAAGCUUGGUGUUCGCGGCUGGUGCUCAAACACAAAGACGAGCACGGUAAAGGGUGAAAUUGAGGGGCAUAAUAGUUCCUUCGAGGAAAUGCGCCUUUGGUUAAAAUACACCGGAAGCCCAACCAGCAGAAUCGACAAAGUGGUCUUUGGCGAAACCACUGAACGGCCGCAAUUUACCUAUGAAAACUUUACAAUUGUGGUGGAGUAGUCCUUUUAUUUUUAACACCUUUGAACUAUAAAUUUGUCCUUAUAUUGUGAUAAAAUAUGUAAUGCUUGAACUAAAUAACGGCAUCGUUGUAUUCUGGAAUGGAUAUUAAGGAAGAAGACUAGCGCUAUCCUGGUAAAAAUACAAUAGUUAUUAAAAUAA
Messenger RNA from Drosophila kikkawai, 679 nucleotides. Its product is annotated as acylphosphatase-2. Lineage: Eukaryota; Metazoa; Arthropoda; Insecta; Diptera; Drosophilidae. Gene Ontology annotation, molecular function: acylphosphatase activity. The record is from RefSeq and is a predicted model, not a curated record.